UUGGCUCCCCCCCCCCUAAAUGGAAGGGCUAAGUGGUUCCCCUGGAAACCAUGAACCAGUUGGAAGCGAGUGUUGAAAUGCUUCAUUUCUAGCAGCUGUAAAAACCCCAGAGUUCCAGACGUAGAUGAUGUGGAGCAUUUCCUGAAGAAAAGCUUCAGUAUCGCUGCUCUCUUUCUGAGAACCUUUUUUUUAGCUAGUUUCUCAUUUUUCCAUUAUUUGGCUCAUACUCGGUGUUCUAAACCAAAACAACCAUGUGCGGAAUAUUUGCAUACCUGAACUAUUGUGUUCCCCGCACUAGAAAAGAGAUCAUGGAAACACUCAUCAAAGGCCUCCAGAGACUUGAGUAUAGAGGAUAUGAUUCAGCAGGUGUGGCAGUGGAUAUAGAGAAGCACAUCAGAUUGAUCAAAAAGAAGGGAAAAGUGAAGGCUUUGGAUGAAGAGCUCCACAAGCAAGAGGAAACCGAUUUAAAGGAUGAAUUUGAGACACAUUUUGGAAUUGCACAUACACGCUGGGCAACACAUGGAGUACCUAAUGCCGUCAACAGCCAUCCUCAGCGAUCUGAUAAGAAUAACGAAUUUGUAGUCAUCCAUAACGGCAUCAUUACAAAUUAUAAAGAUUUGAGGAAAUUUUUGGAAUCGAAAGGUUACGACUUUGAAUCAGAAACAGAUACCGAAGUGAUCCCUAAACUGCUAAAAUAUGUCUAUGACAAUAGGGAAACCGACGAUAUCAGAUUUUCAACAUUAGUCGAGAGAGUUAUUCAGCAACUUGAAGGAUCAUUUGCACUGGUUUUCAAGAGCAUCCAUCAUCCAGGUGAAGCAGUAGCAACAAGGAGAGGAAGUCCUCUACUAAUUGGUGUGCGCAGCAAGUAUAGGCUUUCUACUGAGCAGAUUCCUGUUCUUUAUCGGACUUGCAGUAACAGUGACAACAGAACAAAUGUGCCCAGAGUAAAGAGAAUUGAUAGCUCAACUUGCCUUUACCCAAUGGGAAAUGAAAAGUCAGUGGAAUUUUUCUUUGCAUCCGACGCAAGUGCAAUAAUUGAACACACUAACAGAGUUGUUUUUCUGGAAGAUGACGAUGUAGCCCAUGUCGCCGAUGGGAAACUUUCCAUCCACCGCAUUAAACGUUUAACGGGAGAUGAAUCAUCACGUGCUAUUCAAACACUGCAAAUGGAGUUGCAGCAAAUAAUGAAAGGUAACUUCAGUGCUUUCAUGCAAAAAGAAAUAUUCGAACAGCCAGAAUCUGUUGUCAAUACCAUGAGAGGAAGAAUCAAUUAUGAGACCAAUACAGUCAUACUUGGAGGCCUACAGGAUCACAUGAAGGAAUUUAAAAGAUGCCGAAGACUGAUCUUGAUUGGCUGCGGAACCAGCUAUCAUGCUGCUGUUGCUACCAGGCAAGUGCUUGAAGAGCUUACAGAAUUACCUGUGAUGGUCGAACUGGCGAGUGACUUCCUGGAUAGAAACACUCCAGUUUUUAGAGAUGAUGUGUGCUUCUUUAUAAGUCAAUCAGGGGAAACAGCUGAUACCCUAAUGGCAUUACGAUAUUGCAAAGCCCGUGGAGCCUUAACUUGUGGUGUUACAAACACUGUUGGUAGUUCAAUAUCAAGAGACACUGACUGUGGAGUGCAUAUUAAUGCUGGCCCUGAGAUUGGCGUGGCCAGCACUAAGGCUUACACAAGUCAGUUCGUGGCAUUGGUAAUGUUUGGCCUAAUGAUGUCUGAGGACCGCAUUUCGAUGCAAGAAAGGAGAAUGGAAAUCAUAAAAAGCCUUAAGUCUUUACCUAGAAUGAUAAAAGAUGUUUUAGCUUUAGAUGAAGAAAUUCAAGAUAUAGCUCAAGAACUCUACAAUCAAAGAUCUCUUUUAGUUAUGGGACGAGGUUACAAUUAUGCAACAUGCUUGGAAGGAGCACUUAAAAUAAAAGAAAUCACUUAUAUGCAUUCUGAAGGAAUUCUAGCUGGAGAAUUGAAACAUGGGCCACUUGCUCUGAUUGACAAACAAAUGCCAGUUAUAAUGAUUAUCAUGAAAGACCCCUGUUUUACAAAAUGCCAGAAUGCUCUUCAACAGAUUGUAGCCCGUCAGGGACGUCCAAUCAUUCUUUGUUCUAAGGAUGAUACUGAAAGUAAAAAGCUUGCCUACAAAACAAUUGAACUUCCACAAACAGUUGAUUGCAUGCAGGGAAUUCUGAGCGUCAUUCCACUUCAACUGCUGUCAUUCCACUUAGCAGUUUUAAGAGGAUAUGAUGUUGAUUUUCCAAGGAACCUGGCCAAAUCUGUAACUGUGGAAUAAAUAUGGUGUUAUCAAGAGAUGCUGUCUGAAGAACAGAUGUCAAACCUAAAUACGUUUUUCUUAAAACAAUAUAAUGUUUUAAUUUAUGUAUUAUUUUUUUCUCUGCUUUGGAAGAGCUAUACUUUUUGCACUUAUGUGCCUUACUUACUUUGUACGCUUUUUUUAGAUGCCUAAUAAUCCUAGCCCUUUGCCAUUAAACUGGUAUAACUCUGCAUGCGUGGCUAUGCCAAAGGAGGCAAGUAUUUGUUUACAUUUUGAAGCAGAGUAACAACUCAGUGUGCAAUAUAAGUAUAACUGUUUACCACAAACGUGUGUAAACACAUUUUAAGGUUCAAACUACUUUCCAGUUGAUAUUUAUACUUAACAUCUCAUUGUGCAAUGUAUGUAUAAACUUAUACUGAGACGGUGUGUAAACGCCUUUUAUAACAAAGACUAUUCCCAGAUUAUAUUUAUACACAUUUUAUAACAGAGCUUUUCAUAGUUCAAUUUCUUUUUCUGUAUAUUUCAUUCUUACCUUGUUUAUUUUGAACAGAAUAAAAAAAACAUUUAAAGUAUUUCUUGUUUUUAAAUGUGCUCAGAUUAGAUCUUCUAUUUGCAAUACAAUGUUACUUUUAUACAAACUGUAAUGCUAAAAAUAGCUUACAUUAUAUAUUAAACAGUAGAAGCCCUGCAA
Molecule: messenger RNA, 2955 nt
Organism: Xenopus laevis (African clawed frog)
Lineage: Eukaryota; Metazoa; Chordata; Amphibia; Anura; Pipidae
Product: glutamine--fructose-6-phosphate aminotransferase [isomerizing] 2
Exons: 19
Coding region: 252-2282 (676 amino acids)
Source: RefSeq, a predicted model, not a curated record